This is a messenger RNA of Cylicostephanus goldi, 255 nucleotides long. Lineage: Eukaryota; Metazoa; Nematoda; Chromadorea; Rhabditida; Strongylidae. The record is from the annotation of a GenBank genome assembly.
GACACAACACCUGUAAUGCCUUCGACGUCUCCAUAUUUGCUGGAAACUGAGGAAGAGGACAAUCUGCCUUCUAGGGAUGCCACAACUAUAACUUUCUUGAAUCCAACCCGCAGCAGUGAAUGCACGAAAAAGGAGAAGAUUAGCUACUUCGUUCUUUUUGGCUAUCGUCUUGCUACGAAUAGUGUAACGGCACGACUCAGAGGCAUCGACCAGAGUAGCUGCAUUAUGUACUGUAGCCAGAACAUCGUUGGUUGA